CUUUGACCUUCAUUCCGGUGCAUUUUGACCAAGCUUCACUUCUAGUUGGCUGAAAUAUACCUGAAAUUCAAGUUAUAUGUAGAAGCUUCACAUGUCCCAGAUUAGCUUAUCAUGAGUUGCAAUGGAGAUGUCAGGAGGAGAACCUCAGGAUGUCGUUCUAUGCCCAGUUCAGCAUUUUUGUGGCAUGGAUUCUUUUCUAGGUGAUAUAUGCUGAUUAUAGUUGCAGUAAAAGCUUUGCCAUGGUAGCAUGUUAUCAUGUUAAUAAAUGUGUUUUAAGGAGAGCUGUUAGGUUUCAACUCAGUAGGUAUUCUACAAGGAGUUACAGUAUUUACUUCAUCAGAAUCAUCGUGGGCUAUAUGUAUAUGUGUUCCCAAUUAUUUCUUUCUUCUAGAGGCAAGGGAUCUGGUUCUGGUUUCGCAAUGACUACAUUUGAAGAUGGUUAACUAUAGAAAUCACAUCAUGCUAGUGGAUAAUUUUGUAAAGAGAUGCCAUAAAGAAUUCCUGCUAUGGAAUUACUUGAAUGGCGGCAUAAUUGCUUGAGAUUAUCCGAUUUAACUACCUUGAUUGUUGUCAGAGGCUCCUUCAAUUACCUAGAAGUAUGUAGUCAAGCUUUGCACAGCACUAUUUAUUAUUGGCUCACUUAGAAGAAGUUUUCACACAUGGAACCUGUGAUUGUCAGUAUCAAUCAGAAGCUGGGGUUCCUUCUUCAGAGACUCCCAGCUGUUGGUCCUGUGCUUUUGCUGUCAAUGGGAUAUAUUGACCCAGGAAAGUGGGCUGCAGCUGUUGAGGGAGGUGCCCAUUUUGGUUUUGACCUUUUAGCACUGAUGCUUGUAUUCAAUUUUGCUGCUAUUGUUUGCCAGUACCUGGCAGCUCGGAUUGGUGUAGUCACUGGAAAAAAUCUUGCUCAGAUUUAUAGCGAGGAAUUCGAUAAGUCCACGUGCAUAUUGUUAGGAGUUCAAGCAGAGCUUUCAGUAAUUGCUUCAGACCUGACCAUGGUUCUGGGCAUUGCACAUGGACUUCAUCUUCUCUUUGGAAUGGAUCUCCUCACUUGUGUCAUUUUUGCAGCAAUUGAUGCUAUUCUGUUUCCACUUUUUACCACCCUUUGGAAAUGCUCGGAAGUCAUGUCUAUAGCCAUAACAGCUUUUGUGUUGCUGUCUUACAUUCUUGGAGUGGUUAUAAGUCAACCUGACAUUUCAGUUGCCAUGAGUGGGGUGCUGACAAGAUUAAGCGGCGAGAGUGUCUUCUCAGUUAUGAGCCUUCUUGGGGCAACUAUUGUGCCUCAUAAUUUUUAUGUCCACUCUUCCAUUGUACAGCAGCUGCAAGUACAACCACAUGCAGCAAAGGAUGCCAUAUGUCAUGACCAUUUUGUUGCCAUCUUAUGCAUGUUCAGUGGCAUUUUUAUGGUGAAUUGUGUAUUGAUGAAUGCAGCAGCAACUGUUUUCCACAAUGCAGGCCUUGUUAUCCUUACUUUUCAGGAUACACUUUUGCUAAUGGAACAGGUAUUUAGGAGUCCUGCAGCACCUUUAGUCUUUUUUUUAGUUGUGUUCUUUUCUAGCCAGAUCACAGCUUUAACCUGGAAUUUUGGCGGGCAAGUAGUUUUGCAUUAUUUUUUCGGGGUAGACCUACCUGAUUGGCUACAUCGUGCAGUCAUCAGAAUUUUUGCCGUUGUUCCGGCCCUUUGCUGUGCCUCGAAUUAUGGAGAGGAAGGGAUAUAUCAAAUGCUUAUCUUCACACAAGUUUUUUUAGCUAUGCUGCUUCCAUCUUCUAUCAUCCCCUUACUUCGGGUAGCCUCAUCAAGAUCAAUUAUGGCCGUCUUCAGAGUUUCUCAAUUUAUUAAAUUUUUAACUUUGAUUAUCUUGACUGGGAUACUUGGCUUAAAAGUUAUCUUUGUAGUGGAGAUGCUAUUUGGCAAUAGUGACUGGGUGGGUAAUUUGAGGUCAAAUAUGGGAAGUACUGCGGUGCUCUUGUAUAUUCUUCUCACUGCUAGUGUGUCACUUUGUAUGAUGCUUUGGCUCGCAGCCACACCAUUGAAGUCUGCUACUGUCAGACAGGAUUCACAGCUAUGGAACUCAGAUAUACAAAGAACUCCACCUCUGUCAUCGGUGGAGAGGAAGGAAAAUGAUUUAGUUGAAGCUAGAUAUCAGGAGGCUGCUGAAGAUGACCCAGCUCUGGAGAAGUUUUUGGGUUAUCCUUCAGAGGUUUCAGUUAUGGGAUUUGAUAUUGAUUUGCCUAAAGUGAUUAAGGAUUCUGAUCAAGAACCUCACCUCAUUUCUGUUGAAAGUUGUAAUACUAAUACUACUAGUAUUACUACUACUACCACCACUAUCACUACCGGUAGUACUGCAGUUCUUGGUUCGUUAACCUCUCAUCCAGAAGAAUCAGCAUCCACAAUUGAGUUGGCCUCACAUGCAGUUGUAGGAACUGAGGCUUGUGAUGAUAGGCUGCAUGAUUCUGGUACUUCACGGAAGAGUGAAUAUGUGGACCCAGCUGAGAAGACUGCUGGAGUGGGGGGUGAUAUGCAGACUGAGAAGGAUGAUGAUGAGGUGGAUACUUGGGACCUGGAAGAAUCAUCUAAAAUGGUUUCUGGGAGUGCACCCACUUCAAAUUCUGAGGGUCCACGAUCUUUUAGGAGUCUCAGUGGGAAAAGUGAUGAAGGCGGAAAUGGGGGUGCAAGCCUUUCAAGAUUAUCUGGGUUGGGCCGUGCUGCUAGGCGUCAAUUAGCUGUCAUUCUAGAUGAGUUCUGGGGCCAGUUGUAUGAUUUCCAUGGGCAAGCGACUCAAGAAGCAAAGGCUAAGAAACUGGAUAUGUUGCUGGGAGCAGAUUCGAGGCCCACUGCUUCUUCUCCAAAGAUACACCCUUUAGGAAAUGAAUCAUCUGGAUACAUUUCUGAUAGAGGAUCUGGGUUUCUGGUAAAUUCUUGUAUGUAUGACUCUCCCAAGCAACAGAGAGUGGCAAACAAUGCAGCAUCAUCCUAUGGAGUUCAAAUGGGAUCAUCCUUGUUGUGGUCUACCCACAUGAAAUUGUUGGAUGCAUAUGUGCAAAGUUCCAGCAAUAAUGUUCAUGACUAUGGUGAGCGGCGUUAUUCUAGUUUGCACAUGCCCCCAUCUUCUGAGGGCGGGGAUUAUCAACCUGACACAGUGCAUGGAUAUCAGAUUGCAUCUUAUCUCAGUAAAAUGGCUUCACACAGAGAUUCUGGUUCCCUAACCGCUGUAAUGGAUCCACCAACUCCGAAAUCCACAUCUUUUGUCCCCACAAACUACAGAAAUUCGAUUGCAUAUGCUCUGGGGCAAAAACCUCAAAAUGGGAUUAGCUCUAUAAAUGCGUUUGCUAUGCGGAAUCCAGAAGUAUCUAGGAACAUUUCAUUGCAAUCUGAAAGACCCUAUUAUGCUCCCUGUUCUUCUGGUGCUAUGGAGAACACACAGACUUCAGCUUACAAUAAGAAGUACUAUAGUUUACCUGAUAUUUCAGGUCUUGCAGUCCCUAGCAGGGAUUCAACAUCAUCUGAAAGGAGUGCUCAAUGGGGCAGUCCCAUUGGAUUUGGACAGUUAGCAGGAAGAAUGACCUAUGACCAAUCACUGCAUUCAAAUACAGGACCCAGGGUAGAAGGAGUUCCUUUGGCAUUUGAUGAAAUCUGUGCAUCCAACCUCUACAGAGAUCCUUUCUCUGUACAGUUUAGUUCACAUUCAGACACAAAAUCACUUUGGUCUAGACAGCCUUUUGAGCAGUUAUUCGGAGUGGCAGGGAAAACUCAAUGUGUAGGAGAUGAGGGAAUUGAAAGUAAGUCAAACUCAGUUCCGUCAGAAGCAAGCUCUCACAUAGAUUUGGAGGCAAAGCUGCUGCGGUCUUUCAGAUGCUGCAUCGUAAAGCUCUUGAAAUUGGAGGGAUCUGAUUGGUUGUUCGAUUUGUUUAGACAAAAUGAUGGGGCUGAUGAGGAUCUGAUUCUUCUUGUUGCUGCCAGAGAGAGAUUCCAUAAUGAAGCUGAGACCAGAGAGGUGAGCCGGGUGGUUCAAAUGGGUGAAUCUCGCUACCCUUCUUCGGAUCGUAAGUUUUGUUCAGCACUGAAGAAUGAGGAGGCAGAUCUUGCCAGGCUUCAGGUUUCAUCAGUUCCUCACUGUGGAGAGGGCUGUGUUUGGAGAGUGAAUCUGAUUGUGAGCUUUGGUGUGUGGUGCAUUCAUCGAAUCCUGGAUCUUUCACUUUUGGAAAGCCGUCCAGAGCUGUGGGGAAAGUACACUUAUGUUCUUAAUCGUCUUCAGGGAAUCCUUGAGUUGGCAUUUUCCAAGCCCCGGUCUCCAUUGCCUCCCUGCUUCUGUCUCCAGGUUCCGGCACUACAGUCGAAGAAGUCUAGUCCCCCACUGUCAAAUGGGUUCUUACCCCCUUCUGGAAAACCAAUCAAGGGGAAAUGCACGAAUGCAGCCAUACUUCUUGAUAUAGUCAAGGAUGUUGAGAUUGCAGUCUCCUGCCGCAAGGGCCGGACUGGAACUGCAGCAGGUGAUGUGGCUUUUCCGAAAGGAAAAGAGAAUUUGGCUUCUGUUCUGAAACGGUACAAGCGUCGGCUUUCUAACAAACCAGUUGGGACAUAUGAGGGGGGUCCUGGUUUGCGCAAGGUUCACAUUCCCAUCUCUUACGCCUUCUAGGAUUAUGUGUGCUUUGGGGGGAACUUUUUCAGGGAUCUUAGGGCUUUUGGCUGUUGGAAUCAGUUCAUUACUCUUCUGGUAGGUCCUAACUCAUUAAGUCAUUUGUUCUCUCCCCACCCCACUUUCAUCUCUGGGUAUAUAUACAUAUAUACAAGGGCCUUUUGCUUCAAAAUUUCAUUUCCAUUGUAUAAUAUAUGUAUGCAUUCUGUAAAAUAACUGAAGCUCUCAUCACGGAAGAAAAGAAUAAGUAGAUGAAAAGGUGGGAAGCUGGUUGAUGUUAAUCUGUUAUGGUAAUAGCAUGCUGAACUAAAAUCAAGAGU
Telopea speciosissima is the source of this 4954-nucleotide messenger RNA. RefSeq names its product ethylene-insensitive protein 2. The coding region runs from base 660 to 4634 and encodes 1324 amino acids. The record is from RefSeq and is a predicted model, not a curated record. Gene Ontology annotation, molecular function: cadmium ion transmembrane transporter activity; manganese ion transmembrane transporter activity. Gene Ontology annotation, cellular component: membrane. NCBI's taxonomy places the organism in Eukaryota, Viridiplantae, Streptophyta, Magnoliopsida, Proteales, Proteaceae. The transcript has 7 exons. Gene Ontology annotation, biological process: metal ion transport; ethylene-activated signaling pathway.